CAUUGUGUUCAUUUUGCUGUUAUUGUGGCAACAAAAAAAAUAAAUAAUGGGUGGACAUCACGGAGAACCCUAUACGGUGCCGCAUCCAUCAAUUUAUAAGGUGGAGAAUGUACCGCAACUGCUUCAAGUGAAAGAGGCGCUUGCCCGACAAGGCUUGAAUGAUCCAUGGCUGAGGAACGAGGCCUGGCGCUAUGAAAAGAAGGCAUUCGGCACUCACCGCUCUCGCCUGACCACAUUUAUGUUCCGUGGCCUCGGCGUCGGAUUUUGUGCAUUUCUGGCCACCAUCGCGGUGGAGUAUGCGCUCGGUAUUGGCAAGGGCCAGGGUGGACAUGGACACGGUCAUGACAGCGAACACGGUCACGAGGAUAAGAAGCAUCAUUAAAUUAAGUGUUUUAGUACAAUAAAAAUGCAAAUGCGAAUGCGCUUCGAUAUUUAAUGAUACGCUA
This is a messenger RNA of Drosophila novamexicana, 446 nucleotides long. RefSeq names its product NADH dehydrogenase [ubiquinone] 1 beta subcomplex subunit 3 (gene ND-B12). Gene Ontology annotation, biological process: mitochondrial respiratory chain complex I assembly; electron transport chain. The transcript is spliced from 3 exons. Lineage: Eukaryota; Metazoa; Arthropoda; Insecta; Diptera; Drosophilidae. The coding region runs from base 47 to 382 and encodes 111 amino acids. Gene Ontology annotation, cellular component: mitochondrion. The record is from RefSeq and is a predicted model, not a curated record.